UUCUAGCAGCCAGAUGGCUGAUAACAUUUCUUCCAUUCAUUCAGUAACAUCAACAAAUGCAACAUUUAUUCGCCCCUCCACAUUUUACAUCACUGGACUUUACAAUAUCCCACAUGCAAAGUACUAUUAUUUGUUUCUUUGCUUUGUGUAUAUUGUGACCUUUUUGGGGAAUUCUUUUAUAAUGGGCACCAUCUACCUGGCACGCAGUUUACACACAGCCAAGUAUAUAGCUGUCUUCAACUUGGCUCUCUCUGAUCUGUGUGGAAGCUCUGCUCUUAUUCCAAAGCUCCUGGACAUGUUUCUGUUUGAUAAUCAGAGUAUAUCCUACGAAGCCUGUUUGUCAAACAUGUUUUUUGUUUAUUGCUUUAUGACUCUGCAGUGUCUUACUUUGCUUGCUUUAGCCUAUGACAGACUAAUUGCUAUAUGUUUUCCUCUAAGGUAUCAUGCUAUUGUCACCAAAGCAGCAAUGAUUUUCAUUAUUGGUGUCAUGUGGGUUCUAUCUGUGAGUGUCAAUGCUGUCCUUGUGGCUCUAAUUACCAGAUUGUCCUUCUGUAGAUCUACAACAGUUUAUAGUUAUUUCUGUGAUCAUGGCCCUAUAUACAAAUUAGCCUGUAAUGAUAAUACCAUAAAUUCUAUAAUGGGCAACGUCUGUACUGCUACCCUGCUUUACUUUCCAUUAAUACUAAUAAUUGCCUCAUAUGUUUGUAUUGGUUUUGCAUUACGGAAGAUUGCACGUGGUGUUGAGCAAGUCAAAGCUAUGAAAACCUGCACAUCACAUCUUAUAUUAGUGGCCAUGUUUUAUCUACCAAUAAUUAGUGUUUAUACUGUAGCUCUUACCACACGUAUAGACACAAAUAUCAGGAUAAUUAAUACUGUCCUGACACAAACUAUUCCACCUAUGCUAAACCCCAUCAUAUAUACGUUAAAGACAGAGGAGGUCAUGCAGGCUAUUAAAUUACUCUACAAACAUGCAAGAUGAACAUUGCAAUGGAAAGAGCUGUAAAUAAAAUUAUGAUGAAUUAAAAUGCCACAAUAAGUGUAUCUUAAAUUAAACAAAAGUGGAAUGUAUUUAGUUAUCAUUGUUUCUGCUAUUAA
Molecule: messenger RNA, 1095 nt
Organism: Pangasianodon hypophthalmus (striped catfish)
Lineage: Eukaryota; Metazoa; Chordata; Actinopteri; Siluriformes; Pangasiidae
Product: olfactory receptor 1-like
Exons: 1
Coding region: 14-979 (321 amino acids)
Biological process (GO): G protein-coupled receptor signaling pathway
Cellular component (GO): membrane
Molecular function (GO): olfactory receptor activity; G protein-coupled receptor activity
Source: RefSeq, a predicted model, not a curated record